Molecule: messenger RNA, 2942 nt
Organism: Propithecus coquereli (Coquerel's sifaka)
Lineage: Eukaryota; Metazoa; Chordata; Mammalia; Primates; Indriidae
Gene: MAPKAPK2
Product: mitogen-activated protein kinase-activated protein kinase 2
Exons: 10
Coding region: 205-1407 (400 amino acids)
Biological process (GO): response to cytokine; protein autophosphorylation; cellular response to vascular endothelial growth factor stimulus
Cellular component (GO): nucleus; cytoplasm
Molecular function (GO): calcium/calmodulin-dependent protein kinase activity; calmodulin binding; ATP binding
Source: RefSeq, a predicted model, not a curated record
AGGGCCGGUGGGCGCCAGCGGCGCACGGCGGGACCCACGGAGCCCCGCGACCCGCCGAGCCUGGAGCCGAGCCGGGGCGGGGAAGCCGGCUCCAGCCCGGAGCAAACUUCGCAGCCGGGCGGGGGGUGGCGGGGACCCCGUCCGGAGCCGGAGGAGGGGGCGGCCGCGGGCCCUCCCGCCUCUGCUCCCGCGUCUCCGGGCACCAUGCUGUCCAACUCCCAAGGCCAGACCCCGCCGGUGCUGUUUCCCAACCCGCCGCCGCCGCAGCAGCCCCCCGCCCCCGCCCAGCCGCACCCCCCGGCCCAGCCGCCGCCGCAGCCCCCGCAGCAGUUCCCCCAGUUCCACGUCAAGUCGAGCCUGCAGAUCAAGAAGAACGCCAUCAUCGACGACUACAAGGUCACCAGCCAGGUCCUGGGACUGGGCAUCAACGGGAAAGUUUUGCAGAUCUUCAACAAGAGGACCCAGGAGAAAUUUGCCCUGAAAAUGCUCCAGGACUGCCCCAAGGCCCGCAGGGAGGUGGAGCUGCACUGGCGCGCCUCCCAGUGCCCGCACAUCGUGCGGAUCGUGGACGUCUACGAGAACCUGUACGCGGGCAGGAAGUGCCUGCUCAUCGUCAUGGAGUGUUUGGAUGGUGGAGAACUCUUCAGUCGAAUCCAGGACCGAGGAGACCAGGCGUUCACAGAAAGAGAAGCAUCAGAAAUCAUGAAGAGCAUCGGCGAGGCCAUCCAGUAUUUGCACUCAAUCAACAUUGCCCAUCGGGAUGUCAAGCCCGAGAAUCUCUUAUACACCUCCAAAAGGCCCAAUGCCAUUCUCAAACUCACCGAUUUCGGCUUUGCCAAGGAAACCACCAGCCACAACUCUCUGACCACUCCUUGUUAUACGCCGUACUACGUGGCUCCGGAAGUUCUGGGCCCGGAGAAGUAUGACAAGUCCUGUGACAUGUGGUCCUUGGGCGUCAUCAUGUACAUCCUGCUGUGUGGCUAUCCCCCCUUCUACUCCAACCACGGCCUCGCCAUCUCUCCGGGCAUGAAGACGCGCAUCCGAAUGGGCCAGUAUGAAUUUCCCAACCCAGAGUGGUCAGAAGUAUCAGAAGAAGUGAAGAUGCUCAUCCGGAACCUGCUGAAAACGGAGCCCACGCAGAGAAUGACCAUCACGGAGUUCAUGAACCACCCCUGGAUCAUGCAAUCGACAAAGGUCCCUCAAACCCCCCUGCACACCAGCCGGGUCCUGAAGGAGGACAAGGAGCGGUGGGAGGAUGUCAAGGAGGAGAUGACCAGUGCCUUGGCCACAAUGCGCGUCGACUACGAGCAGAUCAAGAUAAAAAAGAUUGAAGAUGCGUCCAACCCCCUGCUUCUGAAGAGGCGGAAGAAGGCUCGGGCCCUGGAGGCUGCAGCCCUUGCCCACUGAGCCUCCGGGCCCCCCACCCCACUGGAGGACGAGCAAUAACUCUCUACAUGGAUAUAUUUUUUAAACGAGGAGACACAGAACUGCCCACUCCCACCUCCUCUCCUCAGCCGCGUGGAGCCUGAACUGUGCCAGCGGCUGGAUUCGGCCUUUGGUUCCGGCCACCCCAGCGGGGAGAGGCUGGGAGGUUGGGAGGCUGCAGAGAGAAGCGAGCAAGGUGCUCCUGAACCUGUGCUCAUUUUACAAUCUUUUAUCAGUAAUUUUACCUGGAAUUUUUAUGAACCCCUUUUUUUGUCCUUUCUCCUACUUCUCCUUCCUACCAGACCCCUUCUUCUCUGCAUCCUGCAAAGGUUUGGGGUUUGUUAAGGGUAUUUGUGGAAACUGUUAUAGGGAGUGUCCCUGUGUUGUCCCAUCUGCCCUCCCUAUUUCCCCAGGACAGCCUGGGGUCCCCGCUGGCUCAGGCGUUCUGGGGACUCAAGGCCACUCUGGAGGAGGAUGGCUCCCACCUCCUCUUCUGGAGCCCUCAGACAUCACCAUGUGCCGGACAGAUAGGAGUGAGUGUGUGUGUGUGUGUGUGUGUGUGUGUGCGCGCGCGCGCGCGCGUGCACGAGCGCCCAGAUCUGUGCCUGGGAUCGUGCAUUUGCAGGGCCAGGGGCAGCAGGGCUGCAGAGGAAGGGGGCCCUGCUGUGGCUCAGGAACCUUGUGCCUCCUGGGGCCUGCCCUGCCCACGUGAGCCUGCCAAAGUGCCUGGGAAGCCCGCCAGAUCCUGACCAGGCCCUCCACGGCCUUUCCCUGUGCGCUGCGUCCGGGAGGCAGAGGGGAGUGACCCGGGCACUGGCACAGCCAUCAGGAAGACUGGACGUCCCCCAGCCCCUUCUCCCCAUGUAGCGCUGGUCCUUAACGUCUCUCCUUCCCCUUCUCGCCGCGAUUAACCCACUCUUGUUCAUUUUCCUUAAAUUUUUAGCCAUUUCUCAAUGGGCUGCCUCUCAGCUCACAUAGGCGAGCUGGGCGGUUUGUAUUGACAAAGCUUCUGCAUUUCAUGUGCAUCUACUGGGCUCUGGAGGCGUCAGCCGGCUGCCCCUCGUGGGCAAAGGCAGGGCCACUGUGGUCCUCCCUCAAAUUUCCAUCGUGUGGCCUGGUGGGUGAGGGGGGAGUCUUUGCACCAAAGAUGUCCCGACUCUGCCCCCUUGCCCGUCAGCCACUUUGCUGUCACCCCCAAACGACUCAGCUUGGCGUGUCCAGGUCAGUGAGGGCAGGGGCCUCCCCUGAUGUUGGUGAGGAGCAGCUGGGGAGAGAUUCCCUGUGCCAUGGCCCCCCGUCCCACUUCCCUGUGGGGGAAGAGGUGGCAGGAGUACUUCAGCUUCCCUCUCUCAGGGGCAGGUGGCGGAGGGGCACCCAGGGUCGUCUUGUGCACGGGGGGAGGGCUCCGGGUGCCCUCAGCGCCUCCUUCGUCUCUGAUGGUGUGUCCAGCACUCAGACUGUUGUAUACUGUUGUUUUGUAUGAGCAAAAUUGUCUUUACUAAACAGAUUUAAUAGUU